Messenger RNA from Sphaerodactylus townsendi, 1826 nucleotides. RefSeq names its product intraflagellar transport 43 (gene IFT43). The transcript is spliced from 9 exons. The record is from RefSeq and is a predicted model, not a curated record. The coding region runs from base 109 to 696 and encodes 195 amino acids. Gene Ontology annotation, cellular component: cilium; intraciliary transport particle A. NCBI's taxonomy places the organism in Eukaryota, Metazoa, Chordata, Lepidosauria, Squamata, Sphaerodactylidae. Gene Ontology annotation, biological process: intraciliary retrograde transport.
GACAGCGCUCCCUUUAAGGGUUGCUAAGGACGCGCGGGCUUCAGUCCGGAAGUGAGCGGCAGGCCUCGCGAACUCCCGCCCCAUCCUACAAGCUGCGAGGCUGGCGCGAUGGACGAUGAGCUGCGCAGGGCGGGAGGAGCGGUGAAGAUGGGCCGACGAGCUCAGCAAGAUUCCUACUUAGAAGAAAAUAAUCUCAGCCAGACCUACGCUUCUACUGUAGAGGGUCCUCCAUCCAUACCUGCUCGCCGGCAAGGAGGAUGGGCAAGUGAUGCUGCUGUGAGUGCUUCCAAAUCAGGAAAGAAACACGCAGAGCAAGAAGUUGAAGAUCACCGCCUGAGGCAGCAGAGCUUGGAGGCUUCUGAUGAUGGAGAAGAUAUUCCAGUGAUCCCUGACUUGGAAGAAGUUCAAGAGGAAGAACUGGCCAUGCAGGUGGCAGCUCCACCCAGUAUUCAAGUGAAUAGAGUGCUUACCUACCGUGACCUGGACAAUGACCUCAUGAAAUAUGCUGCUUUCCAAACCUUGGAUGGAGAUAUUGACCUAAAGCUCCUUACUAAAGUUUUGGCUCCCGAGCAGGAAGUGCGAGAGGAUGAUGUCAGCUGGGACUGGGAUCAUCUCUACACGGAGGUGUCAUCUGAGCUUCUGAGCGAGUGGGACACGGGACAGACUGAUAGGGAGGAGGCUCUCACUCCCACUUAGGUUUCCCUAGAGGGUUGCACAACUGCCAACACAAAGGCACAACUAUAGAUUAUAAGCACAUUAAAAAAAUAUAUGCUUUGUGUCUGAGAUAUUAUUUUGGUCCACAUAAUAAAGGGAAGCAUUGGUUUCCUCAGAAGACUGGUUUCAUAGACCCUGUCAAGGGAUUUUGUGCUUGAUGCAUUUUUCUCUAUUUUUUAGUGCACACAAUAGAUUACAUAUGAAAUAAAGUAUGUGCAGGGAAGUGUAGGCCAUGUACAGAUUGUGGACAGUCUAUAUCAGAGGAAGCCAGAAUGUGGGUGCAACAAAAGUUACACCAUAUGGCAUAGUCCUUCUCAGUUUUGGUUAUUCACUGAGACCAAAAAUCAAUAUUAGAAGAUUUUUUUUAUGUUAUGACCCCCAUUGUUAUUAUGAACCCCAGCUGCUCAUGAAUGAUCCAGUCCUCUGCCUGCGCUACCGUGUGUCUUCAUGGGAUACACGCCCUACAUACACACAUCUGUUUACAUGAAACCUACUUUUCGGUUUUGCUCAAAAUCACACUAGGAUAGCUGAAGCAUAAGGAAGAAACCCUUCCUCGGCUGCCUUCCACUCUUAGGAGCUCCUGGCUUAGUUUUAGUUUAGAUGGCUGUACCCAAUCUAGGCAGAGGCCAGCACAAGUGACAAUCAAGGAAUCUGACAAAGUGAUCUAACAAAACUUUCAGAAAAAGUUCCUGAACAGGGUAAAUUGGAGGGAGUUUUAUUGAGGAUAAUAAUUAGCACACUCAGGCAUCACAACAUCAAACAUGCAGUAAUGGUAUACAUGCAUGUUAUAGUUCUCUGCCCAUGAUAAAAUGCAAAUAUUCCAAACACACACACACACACACACACACUGUGUAACAUAUAUCACACAGAAGUGGAGGUUAAAAGCCAAUGAAAUAAAACAAGAGGGUGAAGCAGGGGUUUACAUCUACCUAUCCAAGCAGAUUCCAGUCACAGAAUGAGUUCUAGGUGGGGGCAGGGGGAUCCUCAAGUGAUUCCUAUUGCAUUGUUCAUUGACUGUCCUGUCAGUGGUAUUGACCCACUCUGUAUCCAAGUGGGAAAGGUGGACUACAAAUAACGUGAAUAAAAUUGUUCGUUUUUGUUUUUGUGAAAGA